AUGGCCCGCCACGCAGCAACACUCGACGCACUUCCAUCUGAGCUGAUCUAUGAAAUCAUCAUCAGAGUCCCGUUUUCCAAGGAUGACUUCACAGCUCUCCAACUCAUCAAUCGUCGUGUCUACCAGAUCAUGGGGAAAAGAGGAUGGAUGAUCUUCAACGAUAUCGCAGCCGAGCAGUGCGCACAGGCACUUGCAAUGCAACGAUUGCCGUACUGCUCUCCGUUCGCCCAAGGGCUGGGAUAUCCCACUCAAAAUCAGCUCGCAGACGUCUGCGAAAUGCACCAGAAAUUCGAGAAACAAGUCAACAGCAUGGCCAAAGCUGAGGCGGGUAUGUUGCAGCAAGGUUUGGAUACCAAAUACUUCCGAAUCAAGGGUUGGAAGAGCAAUGUCCUCACCGGCUUGAACGUGGUCAAAGCCAUGGAAAAAUACGUCCAGGCCCCGGCCGCCCGGCUACCCAACCCUAACAUGCUGCGUGCGGAGAAGAAAGCGGUGAGGUGCAGAGAGUUUGUCGAGUGCCUACCGAUAUCCUACUGUCUCGCCGUCCGCCACACCACGCUCCUAUCGGUGCAGGUGGUUGACUAUCUUGGCCUUCACCACGAGGUCUAUGACAUCCGACACGGCCGUGGCCGUGGCACUGGGCUUGGAGGCGAGGCUGGCGUCGAUCUGUGCGACAGGACCAUGAAAGUCAUGUUCGAGAAUAAUUACUGUGACACGACCUUCAAGCAGGCACUGUUGAUCUUGGAAGACGAAGAGGGACGCAACAGCAAAGCGGCGAGAAGGCAGCUGAGGGACCUGGUCAACGUUGGUCAGCGUAUACAGGGCAUAGAGUUGUACAACAUCACAGAGAUGCUGUCUGUGGCCUCCUUUCGCCUUGACCAUCACAUCACCCGGAGGAUCGCUGAAGCUAUGGAAGAUUGGGACGAUUUUGCUAGCGGAGCAGGAAAAGGCUUCAUUGCGGAGACACAGAGAACUGAGGGGGGAGGGGAAGAGGCAUCACCGUCAGCGAAAAGUUUGGUGGAGAGCUUCCUGGAUGAUCUCACUGGCUUCUGA
Endocarpon pusillum Z07020 is the source of this 1050-nucleotide messenger RNA. RefSeq lists its product as uncharacterized. The transcript has a single exon. NCBI's taxonomy places the organism in Eukaryota, Fungi, Ascomycota, Eurotiomycetes, Verrucariales, Verrucariaceae. The record is from RefSeq and is a predicted model, not a curated record. Bases 1 to 1050 code for a protein of 349 amino acids.